This is a messenger RNA of Yamadazyma jaroonii, 2895 nucleotides long. The record is from the annotation of a GenBank genome assembly. Lineage: Eukaryota; Fungi; Ascomycota; Pichiomycetes; Serinales; Debaryomycetaceae.
AUGGUGUCAGAAUCGGACAAUAAUGAGUCCUUGUUCACUCCUUUACAACAUUAUGGACCUGUCACUUCGUUGAAGAUUUAUCAAGAUACCAUUCUUUGUGGAUAUGGUCCUAUUUUGCGGAAAUUUCGUACAUCAGAUGAGAUAUCUUUAAUUAGUUCUCAACAGAUUUUUACCAGAAACAAGAUCCAUGGCAUUUCAACUGGGUUUAAUAAGAUUUUAGUGUUAGGAGGAAGAUCAUUCUCAGUCAUAGAAGAUGAAAAACCAAUCGUGGAGAAAGCCAUCAACGAAUGGAUCAUUACAGGAGAAUUUUUGGAUGAAAACACAUUGGUGCUACUCACUUCCCAUAAUGUCAUUUACAAGAUUGAUUUACGUACAUUUGAAUUGAUGGAUAAGAUCCAUUGCAACGAAAAGUCCAUCUUAUACAGUGGUUCAAUCCGUGUAGGUGAAAACAGAACAGUUGUUUCAGCUGGUACGGUAAUGGAUGGUGUGAUUAUUUGGGACUUGGAUACCAAGGAAAUCAUACACACUUUAACCGACCAUAAGGGAUCGAUCUUUUGUGUCAAAGUAGACAAAGACUUCAAGUACAUUGCUUCUUGUUCUGAUGAUAGAACUAUAAAGCUUUACAAUUUCCAAGGUGACCUUUUGAGUGAAGGAUGGGGCCAUGGGUCAAGAAUAUGGAAUUUGGAAUUCUUCAACGGUACCAAUAUCAUCAGUAUGGGAGAAGAUUGUACCACCCGUAUGUGGGAGUAUAACAACACUGAUACCUUGCGCCAACUUGAAGUUAUAGAUGAUUGUCAUUUAGGGAAACAUGUUUGGUCAGGUGAUAUCGAUACUAAUCAUAAUAUCGCUGUUACUGGUGGUGCUGAUGGAAGAGUCAGAGUUCAUGAUUUAGGUAUUUUGAAUAAAGACUCCAGGACUUAUACCAUUGAAGAAAUAGCCAACGAUGCUGAAUUUACUCUUGCUAAGAACGAAGCUAUUAAGUCCUUUGUUGAGUUGGAUAGUUCAAAUCUCGUAGCCAUUACCACCACUGGUAAAGUGUUGAUAUUUGACGAGAAAUGGAGUGUUGUGGUUUUAUCCGAUGAUGAAAUUCAAGUCCUAGGUCCAAAGGCUAUUCUUAAACAAGUCCCGGAGUCCAAUAGUGUAAUGAUAAGCUCACAAAAUGGUAAAAUACUUCUUCUUCAAUUCGGAAAAACUGUUGAAAAGACAUGGUUUGAUAAUGACGAGUUUCAAGGAAGCACUGUUACUAACUUACUUAUCUCACCAGGGAAAGAAUUCUUUGUUAUGAGUGAUAUCCCCAACCCUAAAAUCCCCUUCCAAGUGAAAAAGUUCUCCACUGAUGGAGGUGUGCUGUUAGUUGAGAAGUUCACUAUUGAUCAACCACAACAGUCCAGAUUCACUGCCACUUCUAUAAAAUAUGAUCCUGUAAAUAAUUGGCUUAUAAUCUUCUCCAGACACGUCACAAUGAUGGUCUAUGAUUUGAACGAAGGAAAAGCACAUAUCUUCAAGAAACUCACUGCUGGUGAUACUAUCACCAGUAGCACCAUUCUUCAAAGUCAAAAAGGUAGUGUAGAAUUCAUGAUCACUGUAAGGGAUGGAAUCUAUAUGGUCGGUACCAUUAAAGCUAAUGAAGACUCCGUUACCGUAGAAAUUAACAUGCAAAACAAACUCUCUCGAGGUUUUAUCGAAGGAGGAUUCUUUAAAGAUGGUGAUUUGAUUCUUUAUGGGUUCAGAUCAACUUAUUUCUAUGUUUGGAACGAAACUAAGCAAUUGGAAAUCACCAAGGAGUUAUGUGGAGGAUCUCAUCGAUUCUGGGACUUAUUUGUAGGAGAAAACUACAAGUUCGUUUAUUUGAACAAAUCCACCAUCACCAUUGUCAGACAUAGAGAAAGGUUUGCUGAUUAUGGACUUAUAUAUGAUGGAACUCAUGGUAGAGAGAUCAGAGGACUUGCAUUAUCUCCUGAAACCAAAGAUGGGUCCAAGUUAAUCGUUACAGCAUCGGAAGAUACUGUGGUGAGACUCGGGAAAUUGUUUGAAGAUGGGACUGUCAAGUAUUCCUGGUGUAUGAAUAACCAUAUUUCAGGUAUGCAAGAUAUUAAAUUCAUCACCAAUGAAUAUUUAUGUAGUUCGGCAGCCAAUGAGGAAUUCUUCAUUUGGAAAAUCGGUCAAUUGUAUGAUGGCACACCUAUCAUCAACCAAUAUGCAUCAUUGAAACCUAGUACAUCAAUUCCUGAUUUGAGAAUCAUGGACUUUGCCUUUUUAUCCAAUGAUAAAGGGUUCCUCAUCGUUACAGUUUAUUCCGAUUCCCAAAUCAAAGUUUGGCAAUUUGACCAACAAGCCAAAUCUUUCCAACUCCUCAUUGAUGGGUUCUAUACCAACUGUUGUUUGUUGAACGUCAAUAUUCUUCAAAGAAAUAACAAGAUGUAUAUAUUAACGGGAGCUACCGAUGGUCAUAUAGCUAUUUGGAGAAUAGAUGAUUUGAUAGAGAGAAAAAUUACCCAAUUAGGAAAACCUAUCAUCAAGCAACAAUUACACCAAAGCAGUGUUAAAGCCUUGAAGGUGUUUGAAGAACCAGAUCAUGUUAAAGUGAUCACUGGAGGUGAUGAUAAUGCCUUGAUCUUAUCAGAAUUGAAAUUUGAUGAUAUCAUCACAUGGGAACUUAAAUCAUUCGUAAAAGAUGGGGCUUCUGCUACCAUCACUUCAAUUUCUGGCUAUGGUAAGAGAAUAGUCACCACGUCAGUGGAUCAAAUAGUCAGAUUAUGGGAAUACGAAGAUGGGUUGAAGUGUUUGGAAGCAAGAUAUACCACAGUUGCUGAUACGGGAUGUUGUGAUAGUGGAGAUAUCAAUGGAUGUUUAAGUAUUAUAGGAGGAGCUGGAUUAAGUAUUUGGAGACAUUAA